This is a messenger RNA of Amphimedon queenslandica, 1666 nucleotides long. RefSeq lists its product as uncharacterized. The record is from RefSeq and is a predicted model, not a curated record. The transcript is spliced from 10 exons. The annotation marks the transcript as partial. Lineage: Eukaryota; Metazoa; Porifera; Demospongiae; Haplosclerida; Niphatidae.
UCUCUAGUGCUGCUGCUCUAAUUGAAAAAGAUGAAAUGAUACAAAGACUUGAAUCACAACUGCAGGAAGCUAAGAGUUUAUAUUAUGAAAAGGAUGAAGAGAAGCAGUCUGUGCAAUUCACUAAAGUUCCUGGAGAAUACAAGGAUAAAGUCAUUGAACUACAGGAUCAAGACUUUGAUGAAAAGAUUUAUUUAGAAGAUCAAGUGAUUGUAAAGAAAGAGAAGAUAGAUAUCACUCUACAUGAACAGGAUCUAUUUAGCAUCAAGGGAACUAACUCAGUUGGAAUACAAUUUAACUACAUGAUCCCUUCAAUGGGUAAGAUUACUUACAAGUACUUAAAGUUUGCAAUAGCUCCUGUGAGCACAGCCAGUCUUCCUUACCAGUUCACAUUAGUAGAGGGAGGAGAGUUUAGGAGUGAUAGUUGGUAUGGAUCCAUUAAACGUGAGAAAUUCUGUCUUGUAUCUGUCUGUGGCUGUGAUGGAGGAGGAGGAGGAGGAAGUACCACCAGUUCUUCAUCAGAAGUUUCAUCUCAUUUAGCUGAUCCUUUAUCAGAAUCUAGUCACAGCCUGAGAACAAGGAACUCAUCUUCUGGGGGUAAUGAUGGAUUAAUUCAAGAUACAGUGCCUCAACAGUCAGUAUUAGAAGAUUCAGCUAGUACUGGAAGUAUACCUGAAGAAUUAUUAAGAGCUGCAACAUAUGCUGGGCUGGUUUAUUAUGAGGAGGAUGGUGUUGAAGAUGCAGUAACAUUCACUGCAGCUAAGAAAUUAGAUGCUCUCAUUGAAUUCAUUAAAGGGGAACAUUCAGAAGCAAAAAGAGGACCCAAUAUUUACUUUCGUAUUACAUCUCCUGAUGGUUAUAUUGAAUUAAAGUUUGAUGCUCCACAAGAUGAACCAUUUACUGGAUGGACUAUUAAACCUCACAUGAAACCUGCUAAGUUAUAUCAAGAGGAUAUAUUCAAUUUUGGUAAAGAAGAUUAUUCUCUUCCUCCAUCAUGCAUGGUAUCAGUUUAUGGAGCACCUGAUGCUGUUCCAACAUUGCACUACUCUGUCCCAAUAGAAGGUGUGGCUAAGCCUGUUACACUAUAUAUUCACAGAUCACGAAGAACUACUUAUCCUACUGCAGAUGGUGCUAGUAGUAGUGGUAGUGGUAGUACUAGAAUCAUGCCAAUACCAACUAAAAGAAGAAGAGAACUAGGAGGUUUUGAUAUUAAAGCAGUUAAGCAAAAGAUUAAAAAAGUUAUGAAUGAGAAUCACACUGAUUUUGCUGGACUUCUACAGUUUUCUCUGGUCCAUGUUGCUAACAAACUGUUUGAGGUUCAUAUAAUUUCUGAGGAAGUUCAGAAGUCACCAACUUAUGAUACCAUUGCCACAAGCUUUCUAUCUCUAAUGAAUUUGUUGGACUCUAAGUCUGACCUAGAGAAGCAUUGUGUGAAGUAUCUUGAAGCUCUGUCUAGUGUUGGGGGACCAAUAGAAUUUGCUGCUAAUCUCUUGAGGGAAAAAUGGACAACAGCUCUGGAGGGUGCACUUCAGUUAGAACAGUCUGUGAAAAGAGUUAGAACUAAUGAUAGUGACAUUGCACUUAAUGAUUUCAAUUUGGAGUUGUAGCUAAUGCUAUAUGUUAUUUAGUUUUAAAUUUAUGUUAGUUCUUAUGUCUUUAUAAUACUAUA